AUGAGUAACCAGCAACAUGAGCACAUCAUUAAGGUCUUGGAAAAGGUGCUCGGCGUACUUGAAAAGGCUGACUCGCCCACGCGGUCCAAGAGGAAGAAGGAGGAACCGCUUGAGGAGCAUCAGCGCUUUAGCAUGGAUGUUCUUGACAACAUGUUUAACCUUCUGCAGCUCCAGAAAUCUGGGAAUGCUCCAAACGAGGUAGGAACAGCUGAAUCUGAGGAACAGCAACCAGAGUCGGAGGCAUCCGGGUCUGAGUCUGAAUCCGAGGCCGAGGGCAAGUCGCAACCAGGUCGAAGCAAGCGCAAACCGGCCAAGAAGAAGGGCAAGGGCGGCAAGAAAGGAAAAAAGGCACACAAGUCCAAAGCCGUGUUUAAGAAGACGAAACCCUCAGCCAAAACCGCUGUCGCCGGUAGCGAAUGGGUUGAUCGCUUCCAUAUUACCGACGCCUUCGACGAGGACGAGGACGGCCUGGAUUACUACAUGCUAAUCUACUGCUUCUUCGAGGAUUUCAACGCCAUUCGCAACCACGUCUGCGAGCGCUGGUGCGACUACUUCUACGACAAGUCCGUCUCCCUCGACACCCUCGCGAUCAUCACAAACGCCGCCGCAGAGCUCUUCCGAGACAUGGAGAAAGAGCUACUACGCCUACUAGGCGAGAACGGUCUGCAAGACCUCCAGUCUUACGACGCCAUGAUGAAGCUGCUCUUCUUUGAGUAUGGCAUGGAGCAUGUCGACUAUGACGAGGAUGCUGAGAACAAAGAGGAGUUGCAUGAGCAUAUCUGGCGCAACGAGGCUGAUUGGCUGGGCUGGUCUGCCUACGUUGCUGUCGAGGAUAUUCUUGCGCAGUCGUCACCGGGGAAGGUGUCCUUGUUUCCGCCGUCGGCGAAGAAACGGCCCAAAUACGGGCCCAUUACUGCAUAUGAAUUCUCUCAGUUCAACAAGGCUUGCGUGUUCGACCUGUUCCCUGAAGUCGCGGAGGCCAAGGCUCUCAAGAAGAACCAGCAGGAGCCUCCUGUCAUUCCCGGCCAACCCGAGCUCGAGCUCGACUUUGAGCAGGUCCUCCUGAUGCGUUACUACCCAUCAUGCUUCAUCUUCUCUCUACAGUUGUACCUAGACCUUAGGAACAUUUUGGACGACCAGGUGAAAGACGCCCGCCAGCAGCUCCAGGCCACCGCAAGGGCGGCCAUCGAGAACAUGAAAAAGUCCAUCAAAUCGUGUGACGAGGUCUGGGAUUCGGAGUGGAGGGAGAUGGCCGAGCAUCAUAUUAGAACCAUCCAACACUUUGCGUUGAGAGACUUUACCUACGAGGAUAAGACACUAAGGGCAACGAACAUGGGCGUAACCGAGAAGCUUACAAAGUUCGAUUUAUUCGACUCCGAGCCUGUCUGGCCUGGUCUGAUGAACUUUCGCACAAAGGUCGACAUGGCUGCGCUGAGCAUACGCUUGCUCACCCGCACGCCAGCUCCUCUGUGGACGGGAAUUCUGUACCACAUUGCCAGACGGGACUACCCCGAUAUCCCUGCCUGGACAGAGAUGGACAAGUUCCUAGACGUGCAUGGCACCGAGCUUCUCGGCUUCCCUGUCACUGAGGAUCUCAAGGCGGCCGGCGUCUUGGUCAAGUAUUCUAGCACAAUGUCGGACGGUAAGCGUUACCAUCUCUGGAUGGAGCUGCUCGAGAAGGUUGGCCGCAUCACGGACUUCUGGAUCCGAUACGGCGAACGAUCAUACAACUGGCGAAGGCGACAGGACAUGAGCUAUAUCUCCGACAUCGUUCGCGGUCAUUUCGGUCUACCGCCCAACUCAAAGCAUGACCCUUUCGGCAUGUCGCGGGAGAAGACACCCCUCAAAUUGGAGUCGUCCUGCAACGAUCAAAAGACGCAGGAGAUGGUCAGCCGGGUCUAG
Messenger RNA from Colletotrichum spaethianum, 1902 nucleotides. RefSeq lists its product as uncharacterized. NCBI's taxonomy places the organism in Eukaryota, Fungi, Ascomycota, Sordariomycetes, Glomerellales, Glomerellaceae. The coding region runs from base 1 to 1902 and encodes 633 amino acids. The record is from RefSeq and is a predicted model, not a curated record. The transcript has a single exon.